Cyanistes caeruleus (blue tit) is the source of this 5233-nucleotide messenger RNA. The record is from RefSeq and is a predicted model, not a curated record. NCBI's taxonomy places the organism in Eukaryota, Metazoa, Chordata, Aves, Passeriformes, Paridae.
CUUCACGUAUGAUAAAUGAUCUCUAUCUGUUUUUUUCUUUACAUAGAUGAAGAUGUCAAACCUUUUCCUCCUGAGAAAACCAAGGAAAUUGUGAUGUCUCUAAAGCAACCUGCAGUCUUCUGUAACAUGGUUGGUGACUGGCCAGCCCUGCACUGGAAUGUGAAAUACCUUUCUGCCAUGUUGGAGGGAAAGACAAUCCAGUUUAGGCUGGGCCUGAAGACAGUGGAUUUAGUUCCCCAGUUUGAAACCAGUUGUAGCUAUGUGGAAGCUACACUUGAGGAGUUUUUGGCUUGGAGUUGUGGGCAGCCUUCUUGUCUCUCUGGACCAUUCAGUUGUUAUGAUUACUCCAAAUACUGGGCUUAUGCUGACUACAAGUACAUCGCCAGGAUAUUUGAAGACAAGCCAGAAAUUUUCCAGGAUGUAAGGUGGUCUGACUUUGGUUUUCCUGGAAGAAGUGGAAAAGAGAGCACGCUGUGGAUUGGUUCUGAAGGAGCAAACACUCCCUGCCAUUUGGACUCCUACGGCUGCAACUUAGUGUUGCAAGUACAAGGAAGGAAGAGAUGGCACCUCUUUCCACCUGGUGACACCAGUUUCCUUUAUCCUACCAGGAUCCCUUAUGAGGAAUCCAGCAUAUUCAGCAAAGUCAACAUUGCCAACCCUGAUCUGAAACGCUUUCCCAAGUUUAGGAACUCAACAGCCCAUGUUGUUACACUCAGUCCAGGACAGGUCCUGCUUGUUCCAAGGCACUGGUGGCACUAUGUGGAAUCCAUUGAUCCUGUCACUGUCAGCAUAAACUCUUGGAUUGAACUGGAUGCAGAUCAUGAAGCCCGUGUAGAAGAGGCAAUAACUCGAAUGCUGGUAUGUGCCAUAAAAUCAGCAGAAAAUCCCAGUGAUGGAGAUCUCUGGCUAAAUCCCACGGAGGUUGAGGCAACAUCCCAUGAAAUCAAUCUUCAGUACCUGAAUAAAGCAGUGUCUGCAUACCUCGAGUGUCAGGAGACAAGUGUGUCAGGACAGGCAGGUUCCAGCAGCACCGGUGCAAAGCAGAGGGCAAACACAGCAUGCAAGAGGAAGAGAAGGGAAGUUGGCUGUGAGCCAGAGAGCUGCACAUUACUAACCCAGGAAUGUGACUUUCCAACACCCAAAGCAGAAGAGCUGAAGAAAAUACCUUUCGGGCCUCAUCUUAUUCAGGUUUUACCACAGUCUCACAAAACAAGUGUGAUGGGUGCAGUUGCAGUUGAAAGUGACAGUGGAGAUCUCCAUGAAAAUGAAGGAGAACAUUUUGGAAAAUUACACUGCAAGAGGAAUAGAUUGCUAAUGAGUAAUGACUGUGAGACAGCUGCACAUCAAAUGGAUUCAGACUGCAGUCCAUGCACCUCACAAACAGCCCUUUCUACCAAUGACUUGUUAGACUGUCUGGUUAAUCCUCAUGUCAUCAAUUUAGUGGCUCAGCUGCUGUUGGAGAGAAUGAGAGAGUGAUGCUGGAGUGAUGCUUUAUCAUUUCUGAAACAGAAAUCAAACAGCAGCCUUGUUCUGCAUGUUUAAGAUCUGUAAUAAUUGGAUGCUCCAUUUCAAAUAAUUUUUAGGUACAGCUAGACACAGUUAAUGGUUAAGUGCAGGUUGAAGUUGAGCUGAAAGAAGAAUAGCUGGUUACUGAUGGCUGGGAAGAGAAAGGUGUGUUUAGUCAGGGAGCUCUCAAUGUUACAAAGAAGAGAGAGCACACACAGUCACACUCCCACAGUGCUGUGCAGGUGGGAUCUUCACAGUGUUCUACAGCUCUGAGCUGCAAAACAAGUGUGGCUUGAUGAGAGACAACAGGGGGAGUGCUGGGACAUGGUCACAUAGCAGAGGGGGACCAAGGGUGGGAGCAGAUAGAUUGACUGACUGUAGACUGCAGACCUUGAGCACAUUUGAUAUAAAAUGGUCAAUAAGCAAUCAGUUGAUUACGUUAGAAAUAAUAAAUUCAGGUAAAUGUAAACCUCAGCCAAGAGACAAUACACUCACUAAUGCAUCUCCUUCCUCUCUUCCACUAAAUAACUUCAGUUUUGUUACAAAGCUCUAGGUUGGAAUGGGACAAAAGUCCUUAGCAAAAAAGUAGCCUUUAGCUAGUUCAGAAACUCUUAAAGCUGGGACAUUAAGGGUCAUUGGGAAGUUGCUGCUAUUAUUUGUUUAAACCUAGAUGGCACAGUCCCCUAUCUCUAAGAAACAAAGCAAAAUAGCAAUGACUUUUUACCUCUGACCUUCUCUUUACCAUAACAAUCAAAAUGUAUUAUUUUUUUUCUUUUGGUUGUAAAUGGUUGCUGUACAAGAUCAUCCUUUCUUCAAAGGAUCAUAGUCUUUGGAUUUGUUUUUGAAGGCUAGGUUGUUCUUUGAUUGAAAAGUUAGGGAACAUGAAAUACAGUUAUAGAAAUAUAGUUAACUCUGAAGCUAUGGAUGGAGGCUUGACAAAACCUGGGAAGAAAGCUGCUGGCAUCUUCCAGAAUGCUCUCACCUCCUCUGAUUUCGGUUUGUGGUGGCAACAAAGGCAUUUCCCUAACUGAAGGGACAGCUUCAGGGACAGCUCCUGUGAAACCUUUGCUUUUAAAAUGUCUCUUUGCUUGUGUCUGCUAGAGACCUAGAAACCAGUUUCUAUCAUCAACCUGUUCCCAUAUCCAUAACCUUGCACCAUCAGCCCUCCUGCUGUUACUUCCUUUGCUUGGUGUGUGUUCCCUGCUAAAUAAGUGAAGCUGGUGCUGUUUUCACAAAGAUCACCUUCCAGUAAUUUAUAGCUGAAAAAUCCUGAUAGCAAAGGUGCUUUCUCUCUGCAUUUAUUCAGAUUGCAUGUUGGCAAGGCCCUGAUGAAUUAUGGUAAGGGCUUUAGAUAUGUACCAAUAGAUCAGGAAUUCAGGAAACCUUGCCAUUUCAGAAAUCUCCCCAAAAACCUAAUACACUUGGAAGAGGAUUAAGUUGAAAAGGCUCAAAGGUUCACAUUUAAAAAGCACAGAAACCUUACCCUGAUGGAAACAGAGCUGUGUAUGUAGUUUGCUGGAGACCCUGGCUUUGAAGAGUGGCUGUGAGUUAGCAGCAGAGGCCACAUGACCUCCAUCUCUGACCCACAAAUGUGCAGUUUCCAGUGUCCUGCUCUGCCCUGGUAAUUGGGCUCAGACCCUGAUAACACCUGUGUGUGAUCCCAAGGGCAACCUGCAUGCAAGAUACAAUUCACAGCAACGUGGGAAAACUGCUCUUGUUUCAUGUUUCUUCACAAAAAGGUCUCAGUGGGGUUGCACCCUUGCAACCAGACCAGAAUUUAAUAAACAAUCCUGUUGAUACAGUUCCUGUUUGUGUAAUGGCACUGCUGCAACAAAGGGAUUCACUUAGGAAUCAGCUAGGAAACACCUUGGUCACCUCUGCUGCCUUUAGUGAUUCACCAGGCUCAUAGGGAGCAGUCUGUGGAACAGGGCAGACCCAUCUCGAGCCACAGGCACAUCUCAGCAGAGCUGGGUUUAGCAAGACCCUGCUCAUGUCCUGCUGCUGAGUUUGCCUUUCCCAGGCUGGUCAAAGGGGCUGGGACCAGCUGCUGGGAGCAGUUGCACUGGGAAGGAGGGGUUGCAAAUGCUCCAUUUUAAUUCACGAAGCAAAAAUAGUCUUGCAAUAAAAAAGCUUUUAUGUCUAGAACAGAUAGAGGUGGGGGAGGAGAAGCACAGGCAGUAAAGUGGAGGAGGAGGAGGAUGGCAGCAUCAUCUUCCAGUCCCCACAGUGUGAACUUGCUUAGCUUAAGCUUUCCUCCCAACACACAGAUCAUCUUAACAUACCCCCACAAAAUCCACCCUGAGCGUUUCAUCCCUCUGUAUUCCAAAUGACUGUCCUUGGAAAGGCUCACUGAUCAUGUCAGGGGGUCUCUGGAGGAUUUGCCCAAAUCGCCUUUGGUGCCUGUGCCAGAGAACCCACCUUGGGCUCAGUGUAGGAGCAGCAUUCUCCCAAGGCUGAGCUGUGUUCAGAGUCACAUCCCUCACCUCUCCAAUCAAACCCUCUCUGUCUGGGGACAGUCACAGUUUAUGCCUGUCCAGGUGCAGCCCAUGAUUUAAGGGCCAGGCUGUGGCCAGAAGCCAUUAAGCCAAGGGGACGGGGAAAAGAGCAAGUGAGGCUGUUUAGGAUGCAAGGCAAAAGCACCAGAAGGACUUUGUGUCUCAGAGGUGCAAUAUAAAACCUCAGUCAUACACUUUGCACACAGGGGCAGAGAGAGAAAUGACCACAAAUUCAGCAAGUCACGUAUGGCAAAUGGCUUGUGCACCAGUAAGAGAAAUUUAUAGCUCUGACCCGAUUCGCAGGAUGCCGAAUGCCACGAUUCCUGACGCCGUUUCUAAAUUCAUGGCUGCUGCGUGCAGAAGCUCAGACAAGUUUCUACAUAUUCAUAGCGUUAAAAAUAAAUGAUUUCUGAUCUCUCUGGUGACAGCCUGUCUCCAAGAAGAGCAGGAACCCAGUGCUAGCCCUCUGCAACUGCUAAUAGAAACUUUCUCCCCCAAGACAGAGUAUUUCCCACCACUGUCAGCAGUGGGCAAGGCAGCAGUUGAGCUCAUAGCCUGGAGCCAUCACUAGGGUGGUCACAGUGGUGACAUGCUUGUCACCUCUGCUUUAGCUGAGUGACAGUAAGAGAUGGGCACUGCAGUACCUGGUGUUGAGUUAAAGCCUUAAUCCAGCCCAGGGCCAAUCCAAGCAGUGGGAUGGACCAGCACAUUCAUGUCCCCACACACAACCAGACUGAUCUCUUGGCUGGUGGAGACCCUGUGUGUUGCCUGCCCCAAUAUCAGCUUUGCAGAGUGGCUCACAGCCCAGCCUGGAUUAUCUCUCCUGGUCUGACAUUGCUGCUCGCUGGCCCUGAGCAUCGCCCAGGAAUCUGCAAAAACCUCACCCAGGUCUGACAGUCUCAGCUCCCAAGUCAGCAGGAAGGGAAAAUCCCAAAUAGUAACAUCUUCCAGAGUUUCAGUCUUCUCUGGAAAACCUCCCCACUAAAUUUCUGUGGGUACCACUGGGUUUCACAGUGCUAUUGCCCCCAUUUGCCUCUCUCAGAACUUCUGCUGUGACACAGUUCUCUUGAUGCCGCAGAGCAGCUCAACUGCAGAGCCAUGACAUGUUAACAUUAACCAUAAAUUGAGCUUUUAACUAACAAACAUAGCAUAUUGAAGAGGCAGAGAGAAUCCUUCCACAGUGCUAAUUGCCCUUUAAAAAUAAAAUUGCUACAAUUCAGUCUGUUUGCCAA